Dryobates pubescens (Downy woodpecker) is the source of this 2912-nucleotide messenger RNA. RefSeq names its product establishment of sister chromatid cohesion N-acetyltransferase 1 (gene ESCO1). The record is from RefSeq and is a predicted model, not a curated record. Gene Ontology annotation, molecular function: protein-lysine-acetyltransferase activity. Lineage: Eukaryota; Metazoa; Chordata; Aves; Piciformes; Picidae. Gene Ontology annotation, cellular component: nucleus; chromatin. Gene Ontology annotation, biological process: mitotic sister chromatid cohesion. Bases 321 to 2885 code for a protein of 854 amino acids. The transcript has 12 exons.
GGCUGUGCUCAUCGCCGCCUCUCAGGGGCAGAGGUAGAGGGGGCCUGGACGCCACAGCCCGCGGCGCGCCCCCGCUCCCCGCGCUGCGCCCCGGCCCGCCCUGCCCUGCUCCGCGGCGUGGCUCCACUCCGCCCCCUCCUCCUCUUCUCUCCUCCCCCUCCCUGCAGCUGGCGAGCCGGGCCAGGAGGGCGGCCGGUGCAGCCGGCACGUCGCUGACACUCGCGCCGAGGUGGCAUGAAACAUCCUGUUUGUAAGCAUACACAUGAGGAAUGCUCUGGGCACACCUUGAUGAGUUACUUUGGCCUCUUGUAAAAACCUAAAUGGCAGCUCAGAAAAGGAAGUCUGUGUUAGUAGAGCCUUCUGCUAAACGUCCCAGGCUGGACAAGAACUGCAAACAGUCAUCGGUGAAGAAAGAGAGAGAGGUGUCAGAUACAAGACAUGUCUCGAGUAAAUCAAAGCCUAAUCAGUGUGCAGUGCAGGAGAAAACUGUGCUCAAAACCUCUGUCAAAUCAAACAGUGACAGCAGCCCUGAGCCCGAGCUGGGAACGCGCAUGACCACGAGAUCAGCGGCACUCAGCUUGAACAGCAAACCAGCCCUCGACAGAAAGGUCCAGCAGCAGCCCAAAUCUGCAAAAGCUAAGGAGCUGUGCCAGAAAAAAUGUGUGCAGGGAGCUCCUGAGUCCAAGUGUGUGCUUGCACCCAAGGAGCCAGCAACGAGGAGAUCGCAGCGCCUGCGGCAGCUGACGUGCACCAGCGUGCAGCUCCCGGCCAGGUCCCUGCGCAGCAGAGAGCUCUCAGAGGAGAAAGCUUUGGAAGUUAAACAGAGUCACUCUGCAAAAAGGCACUCUCACAGUGUGGCAGCAAAAGCUGCUGCAUCUGCUGGGGAGAAAACAGAACCCAAAAACACAAGGACUAAGCCAAACAAUACGAACGAGGGAACGAGAAAAGGAACAGCUGCGGAGGUGAAAAGCUCUCCAAAAGAGAAAAGGUGUAAAGCAGAGAGUAAAAGUGACAAUUCCAAUGGCUUUCAGCACAGCCUGCCAGCGUCAUCAUGUCCUGCUGGCAGUCCUGAAGCAGUUAGGAAAGAGCAAAGGGACUCUGUAUCUCCUGCUCCUGGCGGUGCAAGGGAAGCGGAAGCGGAUCCGCUUAAGCCAAAUUCUAAGACGGCGACUAAGGAGAAGCAACAAAUGCAGCAGAAUGUGAGAAACAGUCCAAAACCAAAAAAGAUGCCAGAGCCAUCUGCAAGUGAGGCAAAUGUGGCUGAGCAGCCAGAGAGUGAUGGGAGAUCCAAAAGGGUGAGCAUCCUGGAGCUGUGCGAGGAGAUCGCCGGUGAGAUCGAGUCGGAUACAGUGGAGGUGAAAAAGGAUUCCCCUGCUGCCGAGUCCAGCAAAGCAGAAGGAAAGCCUGCUGAGGGCCAGGCUCAGCAGAGUGAAAGGCUUCCUCAGGAAGAGCCCACUCAAAGCACCCAAUGCAAACGCUUUUUCCCUAGCAAAAAAGGGAUGCCUGUCAAAUGCACUCUGAACGGGAGGAGCAACACCUCAAGCAAGAACUCCAAGUGGACCAAAAUUAAGUUACUCAAAGCUAGCAACAUGAAGCAGAGUAGCUGCAGUCCUGCACAUGCCCUCAAGCUUUUAACGUUAAAAGAGGACCCUGAGCUUUCAGAGGCCAGUCCAGCAGCUGCAGAAGCAGAGCUCUCGAAGGCACACAGCAAGCUGUCGGUAGCAGGACUCUCUGAGGAUGAAAGUGCAACCUGUGUGCAGGAUCCUUCACCUGAGAGAGCUGCACCUCUGAAAUCAGAGACAUUAGAACUGAAACAGCCCUCCAGGAGAGGUGCAGAGAAUGGCUUGUUGGGUAAUUUGACCAAACCUGCCUGUGAGCCAAGAGCAGAUGAGAACUUUCAAUUAAACUUGGAGUCAAGUCCAGAAAGUUCUCCAGUGAAGUGUGUCACAGCUCCUGAACCACCCAAACAAGUCAAAAAAGAGCCUGGGGAAUGUGAACCUCAAGGUUUGGCUCCCAAGCAGUUGACACAAACUUCAUUUACAGAUCAGACUCCUGAAACUGAGAACAGGGUUCCACUGUCAAAUCCUUCACUGGCAUCCAAAUGCAGUAACAUCCUACCAUCUGAGGAUCAUAUUCAGAAGCUAAAAGAAGCAGGAAAAGAUGGUGAUAAGCAGCUGAUCAUAGACGCAGGACAGAAGAGGUUUGGUGCCGUCUCCUGCAACGUCUGUGGGAUGCUUUACACGGCCUCAAACCCAGAGGACGAAACCCAGCACCUGCUCUUUCAUAACCAGUUCAUAAGUGCUGUCAGAUAUGUGGGCUGGAAAAAGGAGAGGAUCUUGGCUGAGUAUCCUGAUGGAAAGAUAAUAAUGGUCCUGCCGGAUGACCCCAAGUACGCGCUCAAGAAGGUGGAAGAGAUCAGAGAGAUGGUAGACAAUGACCUGGGGUUUCAGCAGGCUCCACUCAUGUGUUACUCCAGAACCAAAACUCUUCUCUUUAUUUCUAACGACAAAAAGGUUAUUGGCUGCUUGAUUGCAGAGCACAUCCAGUGGGGCUACAGAGUGAUCGAGGAGAAGGUUCCAGAGGUCAGCUCAGAGAAUGAGAAGGUGAUCUUUGAGAGGCAGAAGGCCUGGUGCUGCUCCACCUCCCCCGAGCCUGCCAUCUGUGGCAUCAGCCGCAUCUGGGUGUUCAGCAUGAUGCGGCGCAGGAAGGUCGCCUCCCGCAUGAUCGAGUGCCUCAGGAGCAACUUCAUCUACGGCUCGUACCUGAGCAAGGAGGAGAUUGCCUUCUCCGACCCCACUCCCGACGGCAAGCUCUUCGCCACCCAGUACUGCGGCACCGGACGCUUCCUGGUCUACAACUUCCUCAACGGCCAGCACCAGGCCUAGCCGCUCCCUGGGGAGGCCUCUGCCCGC